UAUUCAUUUGAUGGUGUUCUGUCGCGGUAAAGCCUAUAUUAUUUAUUAAAAACCACUGUAUAAAGGCAAUUAUGUAAGAUUCACCAGCGAUAAGCAAGCGUAAAUCAGCACAAAAGGUCGAUAGAAAAAAUUGAUUCAUGGAUUCACUGAUACAAACACAUACCAACACAUAAAAAGAAGUGUACAAUGUAUAAGAGCCUUUUCUCUUAAUGCGCAGAAUACUGCUGGCUUUGUCAAUGGUUACGUAGCUCCGCGCCCACAAAACGUUUGCCGCCAUACAGCUGAUCCGUUGAUACAUAUGUAUGYAUCGUUACGUGAAAACACCACUGCCACCAGCACCGCACACACAUCAGCAAUAUCACAAACAUGUCGUCAACUGCAGCCGUCGCACCACUGCCUGCCAUUGAUAUCGAUCAACCGAAAUAUGACCAGAGCACUUACAUCAAUCGUGCCAAGCAUUUCUUCCUKCUCACCAAUCCGCUGAAUCUCUURGCCACCAACGAGGAGUUGGAGCGCGCCAAGCGCAUCGUACACAGUUAUCGUGCCGGCAAACCGGUGCAGGAAUGCGGCAGCGUUGAGGAGCUGUGGCGUGCCAAGUACCUGUACGAUUCGGCCUUUCAUCCAGAGACAGGCGAGAAGUCGCUGAUUAUUGGUCGCAUGUCGGCUCAAGUGCCAAUGAACACGCUGAUUACAGGAUGUAUGCUGUCGUUCUACAAGACCACACCAGCAGUCGUUUUCUGGCAAUGGGUCAAUCAGACAUUCAACGCAGUUGUCAACUAUACAAAUCGCUCUGGAUCAACACCCAUUUCCAAAGAGCAAUUGCUUACUUCAUAUGUAUUGGCCACUGGUGGCGCGCUGACUACAGCACUCUCCCUCAACCGGCUAGUGAAGAAUUUAAACCCGCUGAUUGGACGCCUAGUGCCGCUGGCGGCCGUGGCAGCAGCCAAUUGCAUCAAUGUGCCCAUGAUGCGCAUGCAAGAGUUGAAAAACGGCGUCACUUUGCUGGACGAAAUGAACAACGAGUUGGGUGUUUCGAAGAAGGCCGCUGCCGUCGGUAUCACAGCUGUGGUGGCUAGUCGCAUUGCCAUGGCUGCGCCCGGAAUGGUGCUAACGCCACUGUUGAUACAGUCGUUGGAGAAACGUGGCUUCCUCAAGCGCUUCCCCAAAGCCAGCGCUCCCAUUCAGACGCUUUUCUGCGGUUUCGUCUUGAUAUUCGCCACCCCGCUGGGCUGUGCAUUCUUCAGUCAACGCGCCGCAAUCGGGGUGGACCGUCUGGAGGAUGAAGUGCAGCAAGACAUUAAAAAACACAAUGCCGAGCUUAAAGAAGUAUGGUUCAACAAGGGCUUGUAAGCCAAAAGCAGCCUUAUUGAGAAUAUCUUUUGGAGACUCUGCAUUUUUAAAGGACAAUAAAAAAUUCCAUUUACUUUCUGACAAGCGCUUAUCGUCAUGAGCAUUUGUGUUAAGAGAAAAAUAUAA
Molecule: messenger RNA, 1476 nt
Organism: Bactrocera latifrons
Lineage: Eukaryota; Metazoa; Arthropoda; Insecta; Diptera; Tephritidae
Gene: Sfxn1-3
Product: sideroflexin-1
Exons: 9
Coding region: 367-1350 (327 amino acids)
Biological process (GO): monoatomic ion transport; serine import into mitochondrion
Cellular component (GO): mitochondrial inner membrane
Molecular function (GO): monoatomic ion transmembrane transporter activity
Source: RefSeq, a predicted model, not a curated record